Molecule: messenger RNA, 1262 nt
Organism: Trematosphaeria pertusa
Lineage: Eukaryota; Fungi; Ascomycota; Dothideomycetes; Pleosporales; Trematosphaeriaceae
Product: glycosyltransferase family 8 protein
Exons: 1
Coding region: 153-1262 (369 amino acids)
Biological process (GO): protein N-linked glycosylation
Molecular function (GO): glycosyltransferase activity
Source: RefSeq, a predicted model, not a curated record
CGAGGCUGAACCUUAGCACAUGAUGUGGCAUCGUAUCCAUGGAUCGUGACAUCUUUACACGAACCCUCAAUGACCUGAUUGACCCUGUACUUUGCGCUCCCAGUCACCUUCACACUCUCUUUUUGUAAUGUACAAUCACAAACCACCAUGAGAUGUAUCUCGAAGCCCAGCGAUUCUACGUCUUUCUCCUCAUCGCGACAUUCCUGAGCGCUCUCGGCUACUACGUCGUCUUCGAACCCACAAGUCCUCUCUUGUCCCUCGGACACCUCUCACUGCCAAAAUGGGCCGCGCGCGAAAAGUACGCCUACGCGACGUUCCUCGGUCCCCCGACCUCUGAGAAUAGCAGUACCGCCGACCCCGCAGCGCUGCUCAAAGACCCCUACUUCAUCUCCGUCCGCCUACUCAACUACCAAAUCCAAUACGCAGAGAAAACGCGCACACGCUUAACGAACACGCCCUUCCUCGUGCUCGUCCUACCCUCGGUCCCAGCAUCGCAAAUUGCCGUCCUGAAGAAAGAAGGAGCGACCAUCAUUCCGAUCGAGCCGCUCGAUUUGCCCGAAGCAUUCAAUCAGAACUUCAUAAACAACUCGCGGUUUAGAGAUGUGCUGGCGAAGCUCAGGCUAUGGGAGCUGACGAGCUGGGAUAAGGUGCUGUAUUUGGACGCUGAUUCCUUCUUGUUGAAGGGGUUGGAUGGGCUGUUUACGGAGGAGGAGUUGAGCGGGAUGCAGGUUACGCUGCCGGAGAAUGGGACGGAAGGUGAAGGGAGGGCAGGGAAGGCAAGAUUGGAUCCCCCCGAGACGUAUCUCAUGGCUGCGAGUACGGAUACGUACGGCGACCAGACACCCUGGGAAGAAGACCCCGCGAAUCACCCACCGUACCUUUGCGCCUGCUUCAUGCUGUUCGCGCCCUCGUCACGGCUGUUGUUGUACUACCUUUCCGUACUCAACUCCCCCGAAGCGCCCCGGGACGCGUACUACCCCGAGCAAGAUCUGCUCAUCUACGUGCAUAGGAAGGAGGGGCGGAUGCCGUGGCGCAGGAUCCCGGUCACAUGGAGCGCGAAUGACGGUGAGAUGAACGAAGAGUAUGCGCUGAAGGGCGGGGUGAAGAGUCUGCAUGUGAAGGGGUGGGAGGGCGCGGAAGGGGGCAAUGUGGCGAAUGAUAAAUACAAAAAUAUGUGGAGGGAUUUGGUCAAGGAGAUGGAGGAUUGGUGGAGGGAGAGGGGGCGGUGGGAUGGGCUUGGGGGGAUCGGGUGGGGAGAGUGA